GCACAGCAGGCCUCAUGGAAGUCAAGGCCCCUUCUUCCUGCCGGGAGCCAAGACACCCCUCCCGGCCACGCCGCCCUUGGCGCGGCUUCCCGAGCGAGGGAGCGAGCGAGCUGCGAGGCGGCGCAGACGCACUGGAUCCGCCUUCCCACCAAUCUCGACCCUCGCCGCGUUCCGUUCGUGCGUGGACGAGUCGGGACGGGAGGAGAGGCCGCUCGCGGGGCAGGGGCUGCGGCGCGCCGAGAGGGGGCCCGCGCCGCACGGAUGGCGGACUCGCAGCUGUUCUGCGUGGCGGAGGAGCGCAGCGGCCACUGCGCCGUGGUGGACGGAAACUUCCUCUACGUGUGGGGGGGCUACGUGUCUAUUGAAGACAAUGAAGUAUAUUUGCCUAAUGAUGAAAUCUGGACCUAUGAUAUUGAUAGUGGGUUAUGGAGAAUGCACCUAAUGGAAGGAGAACUCCCUACCUCCAUGUCAGGAAGCUGUGGUGCUUGCAUUAAUGGAAAGCUGUACAUUUUUGGAGGAUAUGAUGACAAAGGAUACAGCAAUCGAGUAAUACUUUCUUUUGAUUCAGGAGUGCAGCAAAAUCUUUAUUUUGUUAAUUUGCGAACAAGAGAUGGAACCUACAUUUGGGAAAAAAUCACCAACUUUGAAGGAUCACCACCCACACCACGUGAUAAACUUUCCUGCUGGGUAUACAAAGACAGGUUAAUAUAUUUUGGUGGUUAUGGGUGUAGGAGACACAAUGAACUCCAAGACUGUUUUGAUGUUCAUGAUGCGUCUUGGGAAGAGCAGAUAUUCUGGGGAUGGCAUAAUGAUGUCCAUGUAUUUGACACAAAGACACAGACUUGGUUUCAACCAGAAAUUAAAGGUGGAGUUCCACCACAGCCACGAGCCGCGCAUACGUGUGCAGUUCUUGGAAAUAAAGGUUAUGUCUUUGGCGGACGUGUUUUGCAAACUAGGAUGAAUGAUUUGCACUAUCUAAACUUAGAUACCUGGACUUGGUCUGGAAGGAUUCCUAUUAAUGGAGAAAGCCCAAAGCAUCGGUCAUGGCAUACUUUAACACCAAUAGCUGAUGAUAAGCUUUUCCUAUUUGGUGGACUAAGUGCAGAUAAUAUUCCAUUAAGUGAUGGUUGGAUUCACAAUGUCAUGACAAAUUGUUGGAAACAGCUUACACAUUUGCCUAAAACAAGACCUAGGUUAUGGCAUACAGCCUGUUUGGGAAAAGAAAAUGAAAUAAUGGUAUUUGGUGGGAGCAAAGAUGAUUUACUUUCCUUGGAUACAGGUCACUGUAAUGAUUUAUUGAUCUUUCAAACACAGCCUUAUUCACUACUCAGGUCAUGUCUUGACUGCAUCGGUAAAAAUGCUAUUAUUUUAGAAAGUCAGAUAUCUUUAUUACCUCCUAAACUUCUGCAACAAGUACUCAAAAAAAUAACAUUUUGGACUGCAGCUAAUCACCGAGGAGAACAAAGAGUCCAAAAAGAAGAAACAGAAAAUAAAUAUCAGUGGAUCAGUAGCAAUUAAAUUGUUAUAUGCUCUAUAUAUUUAAUGUUUAACAUUUCAAUCAGACUAUACAUUUACACUCCCAAAUUGCAGAUUUGAAAGGAUAAAAUUUGAAACCAAAAUGCUCUGUUUAAGUGAUUAUAUGCUAUGGGAUAUAUGGAAAAAAGAUGUUAAUGCAGAUUAAUUUAUAUUUAUAUUGGUAAACAAAUUUCCUUAUAAGCUGCAGAACAAAUAUUCUUUCUGAAAGUAAGUACAGUUAUAACAGAUUUUAACUCAAUGUGUACUCUUUACUGGAAAGGUUAUACAAAUUUGAGAAUAAGAAAUUACCCCUAAGGACUCAGAAAUCUCCAAUCCAAACACUGCAUAUCAACUUUCAGAAAGAAUAAAUUUUCUCAAGUCAUUUUAAAAUUACCUAAGCUUCUCCUUAAAUAACUCAGUUAUUAAAUAACUUCUUCUUAAAUAACUAAUGUAUCUGGCCAAAAAUUAUAAAAUAGGCAAAUACUUAUAUGGUAUUAAAUAUUGAACUCCUCCCCUUUUAGCACUUACUUAGUAAAGUAUUCUUAGGCAUCAUUGUAACUUUUCCUCACUUUUAUUUGAGUAGGGAAUAAAUGUCUUCAGUUGUCUCUCCAUUAUCUCUAAGUUAUUAGUUUGUCCAGUUUAUAUAUAUAGAGAGAGACCAUGUUUUAAAAUAUAUACAGUGGAGGUUUAUUUAUCAUACAGGCUUUAAAUAUUGAGAAGCACUAUAUUUAUUAACUUUUGAGACAUGUUAAAAUACAUCUUGCCUUGGAAGAGUGCUUCUAAAGGAAUUUUUGUAAGUAAUGAAAUGGGAUGGUAAUCUAGUAAUUUGACUUUAUAGAAAUGCUUCAUUUUGGCCCACGUCAUUCUACAGAGUUGAUGCUUAAGACACAAAGAUGUUGAAAAUCUGGUAUCUUCCCUUUUAUUUUUAGCAUUACUGUCUACACAGAAAUGGAACACUGUAUCUGUGUAUUCCUCAAAAUGGUACUUUUGCCAUAAUCAAGACAUUUGUCUUCAUAUUAUCACAAUCAUGUCCUUUCAUUUAAUUAUUAAUUAUAAUUAAUUACUAAAAAACUUGGUAUAUUAAAUUAUUCUCCAUAAUAUCACCAUGCAAGUAAUCUCUGAAAUUUAAAAUGUUGGAAAAAGUAUAUUUCUAUAUUGAAAUAUAUAUAUAUAAUUUGUAAUGAAAAUUUAGUAGUUCAUAGUAUUUCAUUAAAUUUUAGAGAUAUAUUUCAUAUAUAUGUACUGUAUUUUGGAUGUGUAAAGCUUCUAUUUAUGUAUUGAAAUAUUUUUUAUAUUUUAUUUAUUGUACAAAGUAUAUAGAAUUACUGUUUUCGUUUUUGUCAAUGUGAACCAGUCAUUAGAGUUCAUUGUGUACAAAAUAU
Lemur catta (Ring-tailed lemur) is the source of this 2897-nucleotide messenger RNA. It is a transcript of the gene KLHDC1, whose product is annotated as kelch domain containing 1. The transcript is spliced from 13 exons. The coding region runs from base 262 to 1518 and encodes 418 amino acids. Gene Ontology annotation, molecular function: protein binding. The record is from RefSeq and is a predicted model, not a curated record. Lineage: Eukaryota; Metazoa; Chordata; Mammalia; Primates; Lemuridae.